Ylistrum balloti is the source of this 6102-nucleotide messenger RNA. RefSeq names its product kinesin-like protein unc-104. Gene Ontology annotation, molecular function: ATP binding; microtubule motor activity; microtubule binding. The coding region runs from base 43 to 5427 and encodes 1794 amino acids. Lineage: Eukaryota; Metazoa; Mollusca; Bivalvia; Pectinida; Pectinidae. The transcript is spliced from 44 exons. The record is from RefSeq and is a predicted model, not a curated record. Gene Ontology annotation, biological process: microtubule-based movement.
CUGAAUAUUUUUAAAGUUUAAACAAGGAACAAGAAAAGUAAGAUGUCGUCUGUAAAAGUUGCUGUGCGAGUGCGGCCAUUUAAUGGACGAGAAAAGUCACAUAACUCCAACUGCAUCAUUCAGAUGUCAGGGAAAAGCUCAGCCAUAACUAAUCCAAAAGCUGGACCCAAAGAACAGAAGAUAAAGACUUUUGAGUUUGACUAUUCUUACUGGUCACACACCACGCCGGAUGAUCCAAACUUCGCCUCCCAACGUCAAGUCUAUGAAGACAUUGGACUGGAGAUGCUUGACCAUGCCUUCGAAGGGUACAAUGUGUGCAUCUUUGCUUAUGGCCAGACUGGUUCAGGCAAAAGUUAUACCAUGAUGGGCAAGAAUGAGCCAGGACAGCAAGGAAUUAUCCCACAGCUGUGUGAAGAUCUGUUUGUAAGGAUAAAAGAGAAGUCUUGUGAGGAGACAAACUAUUCCUGUGAGGUGAGCUACAUGGAGAUUUAUUGUGAACGUGUACGUGACCUUUUGAACCCAGGCAACAAGAACACCCUGAGGGUGCGAGAACAUCCUCUCCUAGGCCCCUAUGUGGAGGACCUUUCCAAAUUGGCCGUCCAGUCCUUCCAGGACAUCAGCAAUCUCAUUGACGAGGGCAACAAAGCCAGAACUGUGGCUGCCACCAAUAUGAAUGAGACAAGCAGUCGGUCACAUGCUGUCUUCACAAUCAUCUUCACUCAGAGAAAGAAAGACCUGGCCACAAAAAUGACGGGAGAAAAGGUCAGUAAGAUAAGUCUUGUAGAUUUGGCAGGAAGUGAGCGAGCUGACUCGACAGGAGCUAGUGGCACACGUCUAAAGGAAGGCGCUAAUAUCAACAAGUCCCUGACAACUCUCGGCAAAGUCAUCUCAGCCCUUGCUGAAUGUAGUGCUCUAGAAUCUUCUGGGAAAUCGAGUAAGAAGAAGAAAAAAGAAAAUUUCAUUCCGUACAGAGAUUCUGUUCUGACAUGGCUCCUCAGAGAAAAUCUUGGUGGAAACUCUAAGACAGCUAUGGUGGCAGCUCUGAGUCCGGCUGACAUUAACUAUGAUGAAACUCUCAGUACAUUAAGGUAUGCAGACCGAGCCAAACAAAUUGUAUGUAAGGCUGUGGUCAACGAGGAUCCAAAUGCCAGGCUUAUCCGCGAACUCAAGGAGGAGGUUGCCAAACUGAGGGAGAUUCUCGUACAAGAGGGGAUAGAGCUUGGAGCUGGACUUCAAGGUCUGCCUUCAGCCCCCAAGGUGCCAACGGGACCUGGGUCACGGUCAAGAAAAAACUCAGUGUCCAUAGAAGGAGGAGAGGAUGCUAUUGAGAGACUUCAGAUGUCAGAGAAACUAAUCGCAGAGUUGAACGAGUCCUGGGAGGAGAAACUCAGAAAAACAGAGACCAUUCGCAAGGAAAGAGAGGCUGUGCUGGCAGAAAUGGGUGUGGCUCUACGAGAGGAUGGUGGAACAAUUGGAGUGUUCUCUCCCAAGAAGUCUCCCCACCUUGUAAAUCUUAAUGAAGAUCCACUGAUGUCAGAGUGUUUAAUCUACUACAUCAAGGCAGGCUCCAACACAAUGGUCGGCCACGGAAAAUCUUCAAAACAGCAUGACAUUCAGCUUAGUGGUUCCCAUAUACUGGAGGAGCACUGUUACUUCUCCUGUGAGGACGAAAAAGUCACCCUAUCUCCUAUGGGCGAGGCGAUGUGCUACGUCAAUGGUCGACAGAUUACAGAACCAACAGAACUGAAGACAGGAGCUCGUGUCAUUCUCGGCAAACACCACGUGUUCCGAUUUAAUCACCCUAUACAAGCAAGAAGAAGUCGUGCACAUUUAUUGGAUGAGAACCCAGCUGAGAACCCAAGCACGGAACCUGUUGACUGGACAUUUGCCCAGUUAGAGCUGCUGGAAAAACAAGGCAUAGAUCUGAGAACAGAAAUGGAACAAAGGUUGUGUGUACUGGAGGAGCAGUAUAAGAAAGAGAAGGAAGAGGCAGAUCAGUUGUUUGAACAACAGAGGAAGGAUUACGAGAUUAGAAUCCAGUCUCUCCAGGAACAAGUGGAACGCCACUCUAUGAUCUCCAGCUACGCUAAUGUGGAAGAUUUGCUCUCUGAGGAAGUGGAUAUACAAGAAUGUACUUGGACAGACAGGGAAAGAGAAUUGGCUGCCUGGGCAUUCAGAAAAUGGAAAUACCAUCAGUUUACAUCUCUUCGGGAUGACUUGUGGGGCAAUGCUAUAUUCCUUAAAGAGGCCAAUGCUAUCAGUGUCGAGCUCAAUAAGAAGGUCCAGUUCCAGUUUGUUUUGCUGACCGACACUUUGUACUCUCCUUUGCCCCCUGACAUCCUUUCAUCAGAUGACCGUGAUCUUGAACGCCCGUUUCCAAGGACAAUCGUUGCGGUAGAAGUUCAGGACACAAAGAAUGGAGCAACCCACUACUGGAGUCUAGACAAACUUAGACAUCGCUUGGAGCUCAUGCGCGACAUUUAUAAUGAGGACUUAUCACCUGACACCCCUGAGGCCAAACAGGAUUUCCUCCAAUGCCUGGUCGGCUGUGGUCCGCACCAAAACUACUUUAACUUCAUUAACCUUAUCCCAUCCAGACAGAGGCUAGAGUUGAUGCGGGAAAUGUACCACAAUGAAGCAGAGUUGUCUCCCACAUCCCCUGAGCCAAACCUGGACAGUAUGACCGGAGGUGAUCCCUUCUACGACAGGUUCCCCUGGUUUAGACUUGUUGGCAGGGCCUUUGUCUAUCUGAGUAACUUGUACUACCCAGUGCCCCUUGUCCACAAAGUAACCAUUGUUAGUGAAAAGGGAGAGGUCAAGGGGUCACUGAGAGUAGCAGUCCAGGCUAUUACUGAUAAAGAGGAAACCCCAGACUACACCCCAGGGAUCAAGCAGUCAGGAAAUGCCAAAAUCACAUUUAAUGACAAAGACUACUACCAAACAAAACAGCAACACUUGCCAGACAAAGUAGUUCAGAUGCGAGCUAGAAUGUCCCCCCAGGGCGCGCCCUCGACGGAGGAACUUAGAUAUGUAGAGGGUGAGGGAACCACUCCUGACAACUGUAAUACCAUAGAUGAGGCACAUCAUUGUUAUGAAGACACGACAAAUCAGGAAAACAAAUUCCCAGAUGUCGAUGAUCGUGACCUUCCCAAACAUCUCAAGGUCGGAAGCCAGUUUAUGUUCCGGGUGACCAUACUGGAAGCCUCAGGGAUCAGUCCCGAAUAUGCUGAUAUCUUCUGCCAAUUCAAUUUCCUGUACCGCCAUGACGAAGCUUUCUCCACUGAACCACUGAAAAACUCUGGAAAGAGCCACCCACUUGGUUUCUAUCAUGUACAAAAUUUCACUGUGAAUGUGACAAAGUCCUUCAUUGACCACAUCAAGUCCCAGCCACUGGUGUUUGAGGUGUUUGGCCACUACCAACAACAUCCACUACAUGACCAAGCCAGGGAUACGGUUCCCUACAGUGCCAGGCCUCCCCCUCGUCGUAGUUUCCCGCCAUUGAUUCCCGUUUCCAAACCAGUUCCCUCCCCCAAGUUUGGCAUUAUCACCCCUCCAAGAUCUGAUAGGAAGUCUGGCACAAAGCAGGAUUUAUUGAUUGAUGUUACUAAGUUUACAAGUGUUGGGUUUUAUGACUCAGGUCGAAGUCCAGACAUCGAAGUAGCUCCCCUGACACCUUACAUACUAUAUGUGCCGGCUGUAGUGGAUCACAGUGACGACCAGCCAUGCAUGGGAACGUACAUGUUACACCAAGGUAUCCAGCGAAGAAUCGCCAUUACCAUCAUGCAGGACCAAAGUCCAGAGACAGACCUCAUCUGGAAAGAUGUCAAGGAACUUGUUGUAGGACGUAUCCGUACCACACCUGAAUACCGAGACUCCGACAUGGAGACUACAGUGUUGUCUCUAAGUCUCUUCCCUGCUUCCUACAUUCAGUACCCUGGAGAUGACAGAAUCUAUUUCCGCUUUGAGGCAGCCUGGGAUAGCUCCCUCCAUAAUUCCCAUCUUCUCAACCGCAUGACAUCCUCCGGAGAGCGCGUCUACAUGACACUGUCUGCCUAUAUUGAGGUGGAGAACUGUGACCAACCGGCAUGCAUCACCAAGGAUCUCUGUGUUAUUGUUCAUUCCAGAGAUACCAAGAUAUCUACAUCAAGUGCUCGUUUCAGGACACUGAGGAACUUGUUUGGUGGCUCUAAGAACCAGGAUAGUAAUCGUGUGAGUGGUAUCUACGAGCUGUACCUGCGACGGGCGUCCGAUUCAGGUAGUCCAGGUGUACAAAGACGACAACGCCGCGUCCUUGAUACAUCCUCGACAUAUGUUCGGGGUGAGGAGAACCUGAACGGCUGGCGUCCCCGCGGUGACUCACUCAUCUUUGACCACCAGUGGGAACUGGAGAAACUCACACGUCUUGAACUUGUAGAGAAGUCACGCCACGUGUUGUUACUACGUGAAAAACUUGCUGAACAAAACAAAACACAUGAGCUGAGUAAACUGGACAAAGAAGCAUCCAACAAGUCAGCUAAAGCAAGGCAGCAAGAAGAGACGAAACAAGAUGAGAAAAUACAACCUCCUACACCGGACAAGGUCGACAACACUACCGAGGAAAAACUCAUAGAGAAAUGGGAAAAGGUGGAUGAGAGUGAAAAGGGCAAAAAGCUUAGCAAACGUGAGGUUAUAUUUAAUUUUGAAACUAACGGUGAUCCAGAGAAGGAACUAAUGGCCAAAUGCCUGAGGUUGAUGAUUCAUGGACGGGUUCCAUUGUCUCCACCUCCAAUCAAGACGCCGACUGUGAUGUUAGACUCUGUGGCCAGUACAAACACAAACACAUCAGAGGACAGUGAUGGUGUGACAGAUUCGAUGACUACAAGUAUGUCGACAUCCUCAGCCUCGGAACUCUUCAGUAAACAAUCCACCAACAACAACUCUAUCCAAUUGUCAAAAUCAUGUGAAAGUCUGUCUACAAACUCCAACACUUCCCAGGAUUCCACAGCAGACAGGAAGUUGUCUCUGCCAAUCAAAUCAAUGAGUCUAAACCUAGACAGCAACAUUUACAUUCCACAUAUAGAAGAGGUGCGCGUCAGUCCUGUUGUUUCAAGAAAGGGCUAUCUCAACUUUCUGGAGGAGAAGCACAGCGGCUGGGUCAAACGCUGGGUGGUUGUGAGGCGUCCAUACGUGUAUAUCUACAAUUCUGAGAAGGAUCCGGUAGAGCGUGGAAUUAUCAACUUGGCCACAUCACAGAUAGAUUAUAGUGAAGACCAGCAAGCUUUACUGAAGGCACGAAACACAUUCUCUGUUUUGACCAAGCACCGUGGGUUCCUGAUGCAGACCCUAGAUGAGAAGGACUUCCAUGACUGGCUAUAUGCUAUCAACCCGCUAUUGGCUGGUCAGAUCAGGUCAACGUUGUCACGACGUAAACAACCAGUACAGAUAUGAGUUAAUUAAUUCACACCGACUGAUGAGAGCAAGUGAAUGAGAGGAUUGAGAGAAUGGUCUGACCAUCUUCAGCUGAACAUUAGAAGUGAUAAAUGGACAGGAGACAUUUUCUGUCAAUGUAUAGGUAUUCUGCAUUAUUUGAAAAGCUUCUCCUGGAAAUAUUUGUGAAAAUUCUAAAAGAAAGAUAUUAACAAAACACAGUCUGAUGUGUUUGCCAUUGGAAUAUAUUCUAAUUUAAGAGAAUUUGGAAUAUUAAGUUUUGGCUCUCUUUUCUGUUGAACAAAGUUCCGCCAGCUAGAUGAAUGGAUGUUAAUAGCCAAUGAGAGAACUUGUUACAUAACCUCUGUAAAAUUCAUCAAAUGAAUAGUAACUAUAGAUAUAGAUUUGUCAUUUUCAUUUACCCAUCAUGCAAAGUGAAUAUAUUGUGAAACUAUGUGAUCCUGUAUAUUUAACAGUGUAAGUUAUUUUGUGUGGAGUUUUCUCCCCUUUUGCAAAAUAAAAAAUGCAUUUUAUCAUGAAGCUCGAGUAAGCCCUGAAAUAACUCUGAUGCUGAGCUUAAUUAUAGUACAAGGUAAUAUAUAUAUAUAUACUGGGAUGAAAGAAUAUGCUUCAGAGAGUUUCCAGGAGCUUUUCCAUCAUAUGUUGUGGUGAACUGUUAUAAACACAUUAAAUUUG